Messenger RNA from Polyodon spathula (Mississippi paddlefish), 3119 nucleotides. It is a transcript of the gene immt, whose product is annotated as inner membrane protein, mitochondrial (mitofilin). The transcript is spliced from 15 exons. Gene Ontology annotation, biological process: cristae formation. The record is from RefSeq and is a predicted model, not a curated record. Lineage: Eukaryota; Metazoa; Chordata; Actinopteri; Acipenseriformes; Polyodontidae. The coding region runs from base 167 to 2470 and encodes 767 amino acids. Gene Ontology annotation, cellular component: MICOS complex.
GCAUGCUCGGUGUGCGCUGUCUUGUUCUCUCUCUCCUCACACCGUUGGGAGUUUGGAAAGCCUCUCACCAAGCAUACGUUACUGUCGUGUUAUAUCAUGUUCUACUGAGGAAACCCGCGAAUGUGUCACAGUUAAGAACAGCUCGAAGGUGGUUUUGCAAACAGCCAUGCUGCGUGUGUGCAGAAACGUGAGCCGCGCAGUAGCCCAGCAGUGCCUGUGUGGUAAAGCUCCACUGUGUCCUCUUCAGCCUCUUCGCCGAUAUGCAACACAUGGGGAAUCUGGUGGUUCUGCAGGCAAAAUAGUUGGAGUCAGCCUUCUGUUUGUUGGGGGAGGAUUUGGUGGCACAAUAUUGUAUGCAAAAUGGGAUCCGAAAUUCCGGCAGAAUGUAGAGCAGGCCAUCCCAUACGCUGACAGAGUCUUUGAUGUCACCCUUGGCCCUGCCCCUUAUGUAUUGCCUGUGCCAAAGAAACCGGGCCAAUUACAGAUUCCUUACAUGAGCGAGGUGACAAAAGAACCAAAGCAGUCCAAACAAAAGGGAAAGAAGAGUGAACCGGCAGAGGCUGCCCCAGCACCAACCCUUGAGGAGGAACAGAAACUGAAAGAGUCCUCUGUGGAGGCAGGGCACAUCAUUUCAGCGAUCGGAGAGGCCCUGUCAGUGCCCGCUCCCGCCACCCAUGAAGGGCAAAGAGAGCAAGAGGGGGAACACAAGCAUGCUGCAGCGGCAGGGGGGGAGGUGUGUGAGAAAUGCGAGGAGAGUGGACACAAGGACCUGCCGACAGUGAAGGAACGCCCGCCUGAGGAGGUGGCAGCCCGGCUCGCCAAGCAGGAUCAAGAGGAGCAGGAGAAGGUUGCCUCUCUGGCGGCGAUAUUGGAGGAGGCUCUUGGCAGCACAGCCCGUGUAACUCUACAGGCCAUUGCUGCCCAGGAUGCUGCUGUACAGGCAAUCAACAGCCAUUCCAUGAAGUUAAAAGAGGCUAUGGAAGAAACUGAGGCUUCGGUGGAGCAGAAGUCUUCUCAGUGGCGUGACCUUGAAGAAGCCCUGAAUGAACGCAGCAAGACGGUGGAUGAAGCUGCUGACGCCCUUUUGAAAGCCAAGGAUGGGCUAGAGAAGCUGCGAGGGGUGAUUGACGAUGCAAAACAGGCCAAUAUUGCCAGAGCUAAGCCUCAGAUUCGGUCUGCUGAGGAGAACCUGCACAACAUGCUGGUUGAUCUGGAUAAUGUCGUCAAAAAGGUUCAGGCAGCUCAGUCGGAAGCUAAGAUCGUAGCUCAAUAUCAUGAGCUUGUGGCUGUGGCUAAGGAGCAAUUCCAGAAAGAACUAGACAGCAUCACCCCAGACAUACAGACUGGGUGGAAGGGACUCAAGGUGUCUGAUUUAGCCGGCAGACUGACUACAGACGACCUGAACUCUCUGAUCGCCCACGCUCACCGACGCAUCGAUCAGCUCAACAAGGAGCUGGCUGAACAGCGGGUCCGGGAACGGCAGCACAUCGAGACUGCUCUGGCACAGCAGAAGAUGGAGGAUAACAAGGCUCUGGAGAUGGCUGUGGCCAAAGCAUUGGAGCACUACCGCGCAGAAGUCCGACUGGAUCAGGACAGAAAGGUCGAGGAGGUGCGGGAGCUGAUGGAGGUCGAGAUGAGGACUCAGCUGCGCAGACAGGCGGCUGCCCACUCUGACCACCUGAGGGAUGUGAUAAAAGUCCAGGAACAGGAGAUCAGAGCAGAGGCGGAGCAGGAGUUGGCACAUAAACUAUUAGAGCAAGAAACCCACUCUAGACGUAUGACUCAGGAACAACUGGAUAACUUCACUCUGGACAUGAAUGCAGCGUACGCACGGCUCAAAGGAAUGGAGCAAGCAGUCGACAGUCAUGCGGUUGCUGAAGAGGAGGCCAGGAAAGCUCACCAGCUGUGGCUUUCCAUUGAAGCUCUGAACUACAUCCUGAAGACUGCUUCGGGGGACAAGCCUACGGAACCUCUCGAUACAGCAGUGCAGGUCAUCAAAGCUAGCUGCGCGGAGAACGAAUUCACCCAGACCUUAAGCACUGCCUUGCCGAAAGAGUCCCUGAGCCGCGGGGUGUACAGCGAGGCCUCCCUUAGGGCGCGCUUCUAUACCAUCAGGAAGCUGGUCCGCCGAGUCGCCAUGAUCGACGAGACCAGGAAUAGCCUGUACCAGUACUUCCUUUCCUACCUGCAGUCUCUCCUCCUGAUGGAACCCCAGCAACUCAAACCCCCGGCGCAGCUGUCCCCCGAAGACCUGGACACGUUCAAGCUGCUCUCGUACGCCACGUACUGCAUCGAGCAUGGAGAUCUGGAGCUGGCAGCUAAGUUUGUCAACCAGCUGAAGGGAGAAUCCAGGAGAGUGGCUCAGGACUGGUUGAACGAAGCUCGACUGACCCUAGAAACUACACAAGUAGUCAGCCUUCUUUCUGCAUAUGCCAAUGCAGUGGGUUUAGGCACCACCCAGGUCAAAUAAUUUACUAAAUAAAUAUUUAAUGGAGCCCCUCUCUCAAAAAGAUAAAUAAAAAGGUUAAUAAGAUUCCUUGUGUAGCCUUUCCUUAUUUAAUUUAUAUAUAUAUAUAUAUAUAUAUAUAUAUAUAUAUAUAUAUAUAUAUAUAUAUAUAUAUAUAUAUAUAUAUAUAUGGUACACAGUGAGAUUUGUGUAAAGCCCUGUCUACAACAGUGCAACAUUUACCUUCUGUACAACUUACUGAAUCCAACAGGGUUCUGUUUGGCAGUAUUUUGUUGCAAGGUAGAGCAUUGUUUUUGCUUUAACGUCUGUCUGCAAGAAAUAAUAGAAAGUUGCAUAAUAUACACAGCUGUGGCGUACUGUGUAGCCAGGGCUUGAGGGAUGUUUGUGACCCUAAUGGCACAAGACACAUUCAGGAAUGAUCUACCCACACUAAAGGGAUUGUUUUCAAUUUACUCUCACAGUAUUUCAGUUGUUUAGUACUGACUCAAUAAUGAAUGCAGGAAUGCUUUCUGUUCAACCUGGUGUAAUGUUUUGAGUUCCUGAUUAAUAGUGAUUGGGCUUUGUGAUUUGAACCUAAUUACUUGUUUUCACAUUCUGCUGUUGAUUAAUUUCCUGCCUACUGGUACAUUUCAAUAAAACAGAAGCAAAGUUA